Molecule: messenger RNA, 1422 nt
Organism: Trichoderma atroviride IMI 206040
Lineage: Eukaryota; Fungi; Ascomycota; Sordariomycetes; Hypocreales; Hypocreaceae
Biological process (GO): protein refolding; response to heat
Cellular component (GO): cytoplasm
Molecular function (GO): ATP binding; heat shock protein binding
Source: RefSeq, a predicted model, not a curated record
AUGUCAACCCUCCUCUCCAAGGCCGCAGCUCCGGCGCGGGCACUUGCAAAGAGCCACAACCUCUCGGGACGCCCGAAAAUCCAACAAUGCCUGCGCAAAGGCGCCCAGCUUCACACGGCGUCGUUUCGCUCCGGAUCCGAGAGACCCAAUGCCCGGAAAGAGCACAAGUCGAGCCGAGUAUCGCAAAGGACCUUCCAUGCCACCAAUACCUUGUCGCAAAAGGAUCCCUACAAGGCCCUUGGUGUCAACAAGUCUGCGACGGCUGCCGAGAUCAAGAAGGCAUACUAUGGCCUAGCAAAGAAGUUCCACCCCGAUACCAACAAGGACCCCACGGCCAAAGACAAGUUCGGCGAGAUCCAAACCGCCUAUGAGAUCCUCUCCGACCCGAAGAAGAGAGAGCAGUACGACCAGUUUGGCGAUGCGAGCUUCGACCCCAACGCGGCUGGAGGCCAUCCGUUUGCCGGAGCUGCGGGCGGCAAUCCCUUUGCAGGAUUCGGUGCCCAGGGCGGCUUUGGCGGAGGCUUUGGCGGGGGUUUCAACUUUGAGGACUUGUUUUCGGCUUUUGGCGGCGGCGGCCGUCGAUCGAAUCCUUUCCAGCAGGAGAUUUUGGUGGGCGACAACAUUGAGGCCCAUGUGAGCAUCAGCUUCAUGGAGGCUGCCAAGGGCACGAGCCAAUCCAUCACCAUCACACCGGUGGAAUCCUGCAACACAUGCUCGGGAAGUGGGUUAAAGACUGGCGCACAGCGAGCGCAGUGCCACAGUUGCGAUGGAACAGGCACACGGGUGCACUAUGCGCAGGGCGGCUUCCAGAUGGCCUCGACAUGCGGGUCCUGCGGAGGUACUGGCUCGACUAUCCCCAAGAGCUCAGAGUGCCGGACGUGCUCCGGACAGGGCGUUGUGCGCAACAAGAAGACCAUUACCGUCGACAUUCCGGCUGGUAUCGAAGACGGCAUGCGACUCCGGAUAGACGGCGGCGGCGAUGCUCCCAUCACCGGAAGAUCCACAUCCCCCAAUUCCCGGGCCCAGAAUGGAGAUCUCUACGUCUUUGUCCGAGUGGCCGCCGAUCCCAAGUUUGGCCGCGAGGGCUCCAACAUCCUCUACACAGCAAACAUUCCCCUCACCACGGCCAUUCUCGGUGGGCAGGUGACGAUUCCCACGCUGGACGGAUCGGUUAAUCUCAAGGUGGCCACCGGUACCAACACAGGCGACAAGGUCACGCUGCCUGGCAUGGGAAUGAAACGACUUGGCUCACGAAGGGCGGGAUCCGGCGACCUCAAGGUUGAGUUCCGAGUCAAGAUGCCCAAAUCGCUCAGCGCUAGCCAACGAACCAUUCUCGAGAUGCUCGCCGAUGAGAUGGACGACAAGUCAGCUCGCCGCGUCAUGAACGUUUCGUCAAGGUCAGAGGGAGACUCCAAAACCUGA